Messenger RNA from Brassica rapa (field mustard), 1201 nucleotides. Its product is annotated as phosphatidylinositol N-acetylglucosaminyltransferase subunit P. Gene Ontology annotation, molecular function: phosphatidylinositol N-acetylglucosaminyltransferase activity. The record is from RefSeq and is a predicted model, not a curated record. Gene Ontology annotation, biological process: GPI anchor biosynthetic process. NCBI's taxonomy places the organism in Eukaryota, Viridiplantae, Streptophyta, Magnoliopsida, Brassicales, Brassicaceae.
GUCAGGUUCAGUUCAAUUAACCGGUUUGGAUAGAAUUACAACGGUAAUAUUGGUUGUCAAUUUUGAUUGCUCUGACUUUUUCCAUGAACUUAUACGAUUUGUAGCUGAGUCUUCAACUGAUUGCCUAUUUUCUUGUUGGUAGAAGAUCAACCAUUAAUUCGAAAUUAGGUUCAUUUUUUAUUUGAUUUGAUCAUUGUGGUGGUUGUCUAUCUUGUGGUUAUUCAGUGGCUUCCUUUGUCUUCUAAAACUAAGACAUGGAGGAAGCUCAUUAAGUUAAUAGUCCAAGACUAGUUCUAACCUUCUCCAAGAGAAAGAAGCAAAAGCCUGAUUUUCAGGAUUCAGACAUGAUAAGGUCAUCUCCGUUCAGAACAUCACAAGUGCAUGGAGCUAAGCCCUCUGAGGUGUAUGGUUUUGUAGGGUGUAUAUCCACUGUUGUUGUGACAGUGAUCUUCUUGAUAUGGGCAUAUGUUCCAGAUAAACUGUUGGAGUCUAUACGGAUCCGUUACUACCCAAGCAGGUAUUGGGCAUUGGCUACGCCGACGUAUCUGAUGAUGACUUUGCUGUUAGGUUUGGCGUUUUAUAUUGGUCUCAACUUCACCACCACUCCACACCCAACCUCUCUCAAUACCUUGUUUGAUGAGUACAGCCGAGAACUUGGGGAGUUUGAUCCUCAGAUGGAGGAAGAGGAUGAGAGGCCUAUAGAUCCAACCUCUGACAUUGAUAUUACAAGUUUGUCCAAUCAAACACGUAGUCGAGAUGGUAACCUACAAACAUAGUUCAUUUCAUCAGACCAAACAAACAAGCUUAGUAAAUAAAGGUUCGGUUCGAUACGGGUAAUUUGGGUUUCAAGUAUGUAGUUUGGUUAUUGGAAGAGGAAAGUACAUUUAAAUUAAACAGAUGGUUCGGUUUGGUUCGGAUAGGUGUAAAUUUAGUUUGGUUAGCGAGUAAUGCAUAGGCCUGGGCAUCCGGGUCCUCGGGUCGGGUUCGGGUCGGGUCUUUCCGGGUCCGGAUCCUUCGGGUCCUGGAGUUUUGGACCCACAUAGGUACUUUAAAAAAUUAGGGUCAGUUCCGGGUCGGGUCUUGUCGGAUCCGGGUCGGUUUGGAUCCAUUUUCUCAUACCCAUUAAUACCCAAAUUUUUUUCGGUUCUUUAAUGUUUCGGGUCGGGUCCAAGUAUUUCGGGUCCAUGUUCGGGUAGAUGGC